CAAGUCAGUUAGAUAGAGAGUGCUUUCUUCGGAUCUGUCACGGUGAAGGUCCUCAUAUAUAAGCCACUGGACGCUCUGAAAUGGUCAGUGAAGUUCGCCUCACUGUAAAUACCACCCAAAUCUCAAAAGCAAUCAUGUUCCGAUUUUUUCUGUUGACGGUGGUUUUGGCCACGGCGAAGGCGUCUUACUUCUCCGGAGGUCACGGACUCUCAGUUCAACCAAAGUUCCUCUCGCAGUCUGUGCAUCUCCAGGAAAUACCCACUAAGAUCAUAAGGAUCACAAAGACCGUGGCUGUCAAGGUUCCCGUGCCCUACCCAGUUAAGGUUCCUCAACACAUCCCGGUUCCGGUACCGGUCAACCAUCCAGUGGCAGUUCCGGUGCCUCAGAUCGUGAAGGUGCCCCAUCACAUUCCGAUCGAGAUAUCGAAGCCGGUACCUUACGAGCUCCAGCAACAGGUACCCCUCCUCGUCUCGAAGCCAGUACCUUUCCCGCAGCCAGUAGCAGUUCCACAUCCGAUUGCCAUAAACAAACCAGUCCUGUAUCCGGUGCCCCAUGCGGUACCUUACCCACAGCACAGUGAGUCGACCGGUUACGAGCAAGGUGGAUACAGCGGUGGGAACGACGAAGGUGCCGGCCAUGGAGAACAGAGCUACAAUUCAUACACCGUUGAGUCUCAGGGGAACGAUUAUGAUCAGGGUGGCCACAACUCAAAUUACGGAAAUGAAAAUUUCCAUGCAUCUCAGCCGGACUACUCGGCCCAGCACUGACACCCGGAAGGAUCAAAGCACGAAACUACCGCCGUGGCCAAAGUCAUUGUUAAGUUUUUGUUUGUUAAUGUCUGUUGUUGAUCCACCCUGUAGGACUUUUGUUUUGUAUGUAUUUUUGUAAUAAAAAUUCGUGCAUUUACGGCACCCAAGAAAA
Molecule: messenger RNA, 921 nt
Organism: Neodiprion fabricii
Lineage: Eukaryota; Metazoa; Arthropoda; Insecta; Hymenoptera; Diprionidae
Product: MAGE-like protein 2
Exons: 3
Coding region: 81-767 (228 amino acids)
Source: RefSeq, a predicted model, not a curated record